This is a messenger RNA of Diabrotica balteata, 747 nucleotides long. The record is from the annotation of a GenBank genome assembly. Lineage: Eukaryota; Metazoa; Arthropoda; Insecta; Coleoptera; Chrysomelidae.
GACAUUUCUUUUGACGUUUUUGACUUGGUACAAAAUAUUGAAUGAGAAUAAUUAUUGGAUACCUUCUAUAGGUAUUAGAAAAUUAUAAUCCUGGUCCGUAAUAAUAGAUAACAAUGGUUAUUCUUAGUACUUUAAGAACAUUAAUUCGACUGCCAUCGUCAACUGUGCGAAAUGAAGCUUCAAAAAGGCUGAUGUCUGAUCAUAGGGUUUUUCCUAUGCAGCCUUCUAGGUGGCAAUGGAUCAAAUUUAAGGAUUAUUUUCAUUACUAUGUAAUGUUGGGAGUUAUACCAGCUACUUUGGCUAUCACUUAUGCCAAUGUGUUUAUUGGACCUUCUACCCUUUCCGAAAUACCCGAGGGAUAUACUCCAAAAUUUUAUGAAUAUCACAGGAGUCCUGUAACAAGAUUUUUAGCCAAAUACAUUUGUACAGAUCCACAACAAGAAUAUGAGAAAUAUCUGGCAUAUAUUUUCAUGGAACAUGAGAAAAUGAGACUUCGUAAACUCGAGAAGGAAGUGAAACACAAAAUGGCCGAAAGAAACGAUUAUCAAGCUUACUACUACCGACCAGUUGCUGCCAAAUAUCACAGAAUUACAAGAGAAACUGCUGAUUACUUGGAAACUAUUAGAGGAGAAUAAUUUUUUCCGAAUCAUGUGUAAAUAUGACAUUGUUUAAACAAAUAGUUGUUUAAAAUUGUCUUGUUAUUCAAUAGUAAGAUUGUAUGUAGUUAAUUUAAUAAAUUUUUAACUU